AUGAUAGCUAUUGAACGGUCUGAAACAACUAUGAACAAUUCUGGCGUGGUCGCUGAGAAAGAGGAAGUCGAUAUGAAUACGAAAAAUGUUUCUGUUAAGAGAAGAAAAGUUGAGUUCUCUGAGGAUGUGAUGUUGCAUUCCAUCUCUGCCAGAAAUGCAGACGGUGUAGAAGAUUCUAAGGAUCCUCAAAUAGCCGAAACCAUGUACAGAAGAUAUGUAUUAUCCGCAUUGGAGGCUCUUGAUACAAAGGACUCUUCACUAAUAGAUUCGAUAUCUAAUCAAAUGAGUUUACCAACCUCUAACAAGGAACGAAUUAGUGAAUCUAAUUUAAAUAUCUUAUUAGAUAUAUUGUCAUCGAAUGUUAGUCGUAUUGAUAGUCCCUUAUGUAAUAAUUUGAUUUUAUCAAUUAUAAAUUUUGAAGAAUGGUAUGAGUUACCAACUGCUUCUCUUACAAAAUAUAUUUUCUUCAUUCAAGUUUUAUGUUCAAGUUUACCAAAAUGGUGGCAAGAUAUAUCAAUGGCAAUAAUAUCGAAAUUCAUCUUAGCACCAGAAAAGACGAUAAAACAUCAUGAACUUAUAGCAUAUUUUAUAAAGACGAUCCCAUCUACAAUUAAUAUGGUAGGUGAUUUUUUGGUGAAAUUUUUCCCAAAUAAAAAUGACUCUAAACAAAAACUAGUAAAUUAUAUUACAAAUUUACUAAUGUUAACUGAUUAUUGUAAAGAAUUGAGGUUUCUAGUGUGGUCAUUAUUAAUUGAAAAAAUAAUCACGCUAGAUGUCGAGUUACAAAAUGAACUAGAUGAACUGGAUGAUGAUGACGAACUAGAAGAAUUUGAUGGAGAUUCCAGUAAUGAUGAAGAAGAUGAAGACAGUGAUGAAGAGAUUGAAAAUGAGGAAAAUAAGUCAAUUAUUUUAGAAGCAGAACAAGACAAUGAUAAUGAUGAAGAUGGUGAUCAGGAGGAGGAAGGGGAAACUUACAGCGCUGAAGUUUCUCAAAGUAUUAAAGAGCUCUCUUCUAAAUUAGAUUCCAUCCUAUCUCUAUUGACUUCAAAGUUAUCUCAUGAAGUCUCACCAGAGAAAAUAGAAAGUGGUGAAGGUGUAGGCUUAUUUAAUAAAUUGACUGCUUUGUUCAAAUCUCAUGUUCUUCCUACCUAUUAUACCAAAUCAAUCCAAUACAUCAUGUUUUACAUUUCACAACAGCAAAAUGAAUUAAUGGACUCAUUUUUGGUCACAUUAAUUGACAUUGCAUUUUCAUCAAACGAAACUUCAGAAACUAAAAUAAAAUCAUUACAAUAUCUAGGUUCCUAUAUCGCUCGUGCUAAGAAAGUUUCAAAGACCCAAGUGAUUUUUGUGACAAGUUAUUUAACCUCAUGGUUGAAUAGAUUUGUAUUGGAGAGAGAAGAGGAAGUUGACCAAAUUGGUGGUAUGGAAAGAUUUAAACAAUUUUAUGCUACUUUUCAAGCUUUAUGUUACAUGUUCUGCUUUAGACAUUCCGACCUCAAAGAUGCAGAUGGUAAUUGGGAUUGUGAAUUAGAUAAGUUUUUCCAAAGAAUGGUCAUUUCUAAAUUUAAUCCUUUGAAAUAUUGUAAUGAGAAUGUUAUGAUGAUGUUUGCUAGAAUUACACAGCAUGAAGGUAUUGCUUAUUGCUUUGGUAUAAUCGAAAGUAAUAACAAUGAAAGAUUAAGAGGAAUCAUGGGAAGAUCUUCGACACCAACAACUGAGAGAAAUGGUGUAACCGACGACAAAUCUUCGAGUAAUUUCACAGCUUCAACUUGGUCCUUAGUGACUAGACAGCAAUUCAUCGAUUUACAAAGUUAUUUCCCAUUUGAUCCAUUAUUUUUAAAAGAAUACAAAAUUAUGAUGAAAGAUUACUACAUCGAGUGGAAUGAAGCAAGUGGUGAUUACGAAAGCGAUGAUGACUCUGACGAUUAA
This is a messenger RNA of Tetrapisispora phaffii CBS 4417, 1929 nucleotides long. It is a transcript of the gene RRN3, whose product is annotated as rDNA-binding RNA polymerase I transcriptional factor. Gene Ontology annotation, molecular function: RNA polymerase I core binding; RNA polymerase I general transcription initiation factor activity. Gene Ontology annotation, biological process: transcription initiation at RNA polymerase I promoter. The record is from RefSeq and is a predicted model, not a curated record. Gene Ontology annotation, cellular component: nucleus. The coding region runs from base 1 to 1929 and encodes 642 amino acids. Lineage: Eukaryota; Fungi; Ascomycota; Saccharomycetes; Saccharomycetales; Saccharomycetaceae. The transcript has a single exon.